Molecule: messenger RNA, 792 nt
Organism: Anthostomella pinea
Lineage: Eukaryota; Fungi; Ascomycota; Sordariomycetes; Xylariales; Xylariaceae
Source: the annotation of a GenBank genome assembly
AUGGCCAUGUUCAGCCAGAACCCGAUCAUGAACGGGCCCAACUACUCGUUUGCCGAAGCUCCCAAAGCUGCAAUGGAUGGCCUGCGAGAACACCGUUUCAACCCCUACACCGACAACGGCGGCUCGACACUGGCUAUUGCCGGCGACGGCUUUGCCAUCAUGGCCGGCGACACCCGACUGACGUCUGGCUACAGCAUCAACACGCGAUACGCACCGAAAGUCUUCAAGAUCGGCGGCACGACGUCGUCGCAGGACGACGCCAACAUCCUGCUCUCGGUAGUCGGGUUCGCGGCCGACGGCGAGGCGCUGCAGGAGCGCCUGGACUCGGUCUGCAAGAUGUACCGGUACCGGCACGGCAAGCCGAUGAGCGUCAACGCGUGCGCCAAGCGCCUGUCGACCAUCCUCUACCAGAAGCGCUUCUUCCCCUACUACGUGUACGCCAUCCUGGGCGGGCUGGACGAGGAGGGCAAGGGCGCCGUCUACUCGUACGACCCCGUCGGCAGCUACGAGCGCGAGCAGUGCCGCGCCGGCGGCGCCGCCGCCAGCCUGAUCAUGCCCUUCCUCGACAACCAGGUCAACUUCAAGAACCAGUACGUCCCCGGCAGCGGCAUCGGCCACGAGCUCCAGGAGCGCGACCGUGUGCCCCUGCCCCGCGACGAGGUCGAGAUCCUCGUCAAGGACGCCUUCGACUCGGCGGUGGAGCGGCAUAUCGAGGUUGGUGACGGCCUGCAGAUGAUGAUCAUCACCAAGGACGGUAUUGAGGAGAAGGUCCUACCGUUGAAGAAGGAUUAA